UAUUGAAUGCCGUGUGUGAGUAACAUUAAUACGUUAUCAUAAAUAUUCAAGUUAUUUAGUUUGUAACUGUUAAAUUUUUAAAAAUUGCUAUGGAUUUUAACGAUGAUCCUUUUGAUUUUGCAUCACAAUUUCGAAAGUUACAAACAGAACAUAAUAAGAAAAAAGUCUUGUCAACUAUUGAUUCUAAUAUAAGUAAAAAAGACUCAUCUAGUAUUUUACCAGUAAAGAAACCAGUACCUCAGAUUAUUCUUGAUGAUCAAGAAUUAGUGCCAAGUGCAAGUAUUAAUGACCCUGAAUGUCCAGAUAUUCAAUAUAAUAAAGUUCAACUAAGAAACAAGAGAAAAAAUGAUUCUCAAUCCAGCCAAAAGAUUAAUGGACCCAUUAUAUGCAUUGGCGACUUUGAUGAUGGUUAUAAUAUACCUUCACCAAAAAUGCCCAGAGUAAUCACCCUCGAUGAAGAAAACAUUGUAGUUGAUGAGAAAAAUUUUCAAGAUAGUGAAGAUUCUUUUGAUGUUAUCAAUCGAAUCGUAAAUGUUAAAGUAUUUUGGCGUAAAAUACGUACCUACCGAUUUCCUAUAAGAAUGUUUCAGUCUUUUGAAAGUAUAUACCAACAUUUUGCGGAAUUAGAAAAUAUUAACAAAUCUCAUGUAUAUUUAGAAUUAAAUAAGAAACCAGUGUCAUCAAGUGAUACACCUAAUUCAAUUAAUUACAAAAUAACAGAUUUUAUUGAUGGUGAAAUAGAAUUUUAUAAAAGCUUGGAUGAGAGAUCUACUAUUAAAUAUAAUGAAGAACUAUCAGAAAAUGAAGUACAAUUUAGAGUUAUGCAGAAAGAUGUAAAACAUCCGAUAUUUUUAAGUAUGAAAAAGGUUGAAACGAUGGUUAUAUUAUAUAUUAAACUAUCUGAAAAGCUAGGCCUAGAUAUGGAUUCAUUCACAUUAGAAUUUGAUGGCGAAAAGAUUAAAAAAACUGAUACUAUGGAUAGUUUAGAACUUGAUGGUGGUGAGUGUUUUGAACUUUAUAAAAAAAACUGAAAAUACUAAAAUAUUACUAUUAAAAAUUAAAAGUAUAUAAUUUAUUUUAAUUAUUUAACAACUAUUAUGUAAAAAAAUGUAUGAGCUCUUAAUAAUUAAAAAUUUAUUAAUAUUUAAGUGUUUUGUUUUUUAUCUUUAUAAUUUAAAAAAAAAAAAUAGAGCAUUUUUUUUAUGUUAAAAUCUAAAACAUAUUUUAACCUUUAAUUAAAUAUAAC
Messenger RNA from Daktulosphaira vitifoliae (grape phylloxera), 1246 nucleotides. RefSeq lists its product as uncharacterized. NCBI's taxonomy places the organism in Eukaryota, Metazoa, Arthropoda, Insecta, Hemiptera, Phylloxeridae. Bases 90 to 1031 code for a protein of 313 amino acids. The record is from RefSeq and is a predicted model, not a curated record. Gene Ontology annotation, biological process: cytokine production; positive regulation of transcription by RNA polymerase II. The transcript is spliced from 7 exons. Gene Ontology annotation, molecular function: protein binding.